AAAUGGCGUGAGUGUCCCUGCCUCUUUUCCUCCCUUUUCUAUUACCACACAAGACAAUACAACUACUGUUGCCAUGGUUGUUGCACUCAGUCUGAGAACAUUUGUUUAUUUUUGUAUUGUUGCCAAAAGGUGAGAAAAGUGAACAGCCUGUGUUUUUGUCAGGCUCAUUCUCACAGCUUCUAAAAGAAAAACCUUGGAUUUUGCAAAUCCACCCUCCAUCUCCAUUAUUAUCAUUAUGUAUUAUCUAUCAGGUAGAAGAAUACAUACAUACAUACAUACAUACAUACAUACAAGGAGUAGAGUAGAAUAGGUAAUUGAUUGGUUUCCUUUUCCCCUCCAUACCACCCUGCGAAUGCAUCUGCUUGGGACCUGAAAGCCAAGAAAUUUAAAGCCAAAAAGCAAUGGUGUCAUUCUCAGACAACACCUCUCUGUCUUGUCCUAACAAUCCUUCCCAAGCUCCCAAGUUUGCCAACACCUUCACCACUAGAAUCUUUUCAGAUGUUGCAGGGGACAUCACCAUUACUGUUGAUGGAGAAUCCUUUCUACUUCAUAAGUUUCCAUUGGUAUCUCGAAGUGGAAAGAUUCGAAAAAUGGUUGCUGAUGGAAAAGAUUACAAUGUUUCAAAACUAGAAUUGGUUAAUUUUCCGGGUGGACCACACACAUUCGAGCUCGCCAUGAAGUUUUGUUACGGCAUGAACUUCGAGAUCACUGCCGCAAACGCCGCCCUCUUACGUUGUGCGGCCGAAUAUUUGGAAAUGAGCGAAGAUUACCGUGAAGAAAACCUUAUUGCCCGAACCGAAGUUUACUUGAAUGAUGUUGUAGUUCAAAGUCUUGAGAAAUGUGUUGAAGUACUCUGUACUUGCGAGAAUCUCCCUCCAAUAGUUGAGGAAUUGGGAAUUAUAAAUACAUGUGUGGAAGCUAUUGCUAUGAAUGCAUGUAAAGAGCAAUUAGUGUCCGGUUUAUCCACGUUAGAUUGCAACGGCGAAUCAACGGAACUUAAAACCGGGUGUAUGGAAUGGUGGAUUGAGGAUCUAUCAGUCCUUAGAAUUGAUUAUUAUCAUAAGGUUAUCACUUCCAUGGCAAGAAUAGGUGUUAGACCAGACAGUAUAGUGGAAUCAUUGAUGCAUUAUGCUCAAAUAUCAUUGAAAAGUAUCGGAAAAUGUCAAAUUUGGAACCCGGCAAGACCGAACUCGAACUCCGGUACAACAGAAAAUGAGCAAAAGACAAUAGUGGAAGCCCUUGUAAAUCUUUUACCAACAUUGAAAAGCUCUAAUGUUCCAUUGAGUUUCCUAUUUGGGAUGCUUAGGAUGGCAAUCAUGGUAGAAGCAACAGUUGCUUGUAGGCUUGAACUUGAGAGGAGAAUAGCGUUUAGAUUAGAAAUGGCUUCACUUGAUGAUUUGCUUAUACCAUCUCUCCGAGCCGGAGAUUCUCUUUUCGACAUUGAUACUGUCCACCGAAUACUCGUAAAUUUCUUACAGCAAAUCGAAGAUGAAGAAAAUGAAGACAGUGGCGGAUACGAGUCGGAUGGCCUUGCUUCUCUAGGCCAUGGUUCUUUAUUGAAAGUAGGACGGCUUAUCGAUUCGUAUUUAGCUGAAAUUGCACCUGAUCCUUAUCUAAGUCUGCAGAAAUUCAUUGCUAUGAUCGAAACAUUACCAGAUUACGCUCGGGUUAUCGAUGAUGGUCUUUACAGAGCAAUUGAUAUAUACUUAAAGGCACAUCCAAUGCUAAGUGAUCAUGAAUGCAAGAAGCUAUGCAAAUUCAUAGACUGUCAAAAACUAUCUCAAGAAGCUACCAACCAUGCAGCACAAAACGAGCGACUCCCAGUACAAAUGGCAAUUAAGGUGCUAUAUUUCGAGCAGCUACGGUUAAAGAAUGCCUUGUGCGGGAGCAGUGGCGAUGGAUUCUUGUCCCAGAAAAUAAGCAGCGGUGUCCCGAGUGCCGCUAUGUCGCCUCGAGAUAACUACGCCUCGUUAAGAAGAGAAAACCGAGAACUGAAGCUCGAGAUAUCGAGAAUGAGAGUAAGGUUGAGUGAGUUGGAGAAAGAGCAAGUGGUGAUGAAACGUGGGAUGAUGGAGAAAUCGGGGAAUGGGAAGACUUUCUUCACUUCUUUAUCGAAAGGGAUCGGGAGGAUUGGGAUAUUUAGCGGUCCCGGCGGAGGAAAACGUCGCAAGCCACGCGGAUCAGAAGGGAAAAGCGGAAGGAGUCGAAGGUAUUCUGUGUCUUAAAACAUUUGCUUUGCUUGUAUUUAAUAGUAGGAAAGUAGUAGGACGUGAAGAAGCUUCUCAUUUCUGACUGUAUGUAUGUAUGUAUCUAUUUAUUUAGAUUUAACUACAAAAUUGACCUCAAAUUAUAUAUAUAUAUUAUUUAGGUACCUUUGUUUUA
This is a messenger RNA of Gossypium raimondii (Peruvian cotton), 2382 nucleotides long. RefSeq names its product BTB/POZ domain-containing protein At3g08570. The record is from RefSeq and is a predicted model, not a curated record. Gene Ontology annotation, molecular function: protein binding. Lineage: Eukaryota; Viridiplantae; Streptophyta; Magnoliopsida; Malvales; Malvaceae. The coding region runs from base 402 to 2225 and encodes 607 amino acids. The transcript has 4 exons.